Pseudomyrmex gracilis is the source of this 4007-nucleotide messenger RNA. RefSeq names its product transmembrane protein 62-like. Gene Ontology annotation, molecular function: hydrolase activity. The coding region runs from base 613 to 2688 and encodes 691 amino acids. NCBI's taxonomy places the organism in Eukaryota, Metazoa, Arthropoda, Insecta, Hymenoptera, Formicidae. The transcript has 13 exons. The record is from RefSeq and is a predicted model, not a curated record.
ACAAAGAGAGAGUGUUUCUAAAAUUGUCUCAUAAGUAAAACCACACAAAUAAAACUGUUUUGUUGGUGGUUAGAAAAACUUUUUGGCACGUUUAAACCUGUGUAGAAAAUAUAUUGGUUUUAUUUAUAACAUUCAAUUUAGAAACACACGUGUUAUGGUCGAAUACACAGUUGACAAGUGCGUGACAGUGUCCGAGUAACUUUCCAAGCACAGAGGAGGGUUGCAUGAAUUUUUCGUGACGACAUUCUCGAGAUAUAAAUAGCGACAGAGAAGAUGAAUAAAUGAAAGCGUAAACCGAUCGACUCGGAUCGCUUUAAGUUUUCCCCGAAAGUUUUCGAUCGAUUUUGCCGCGCGAAUGCGCAUAACGUGGCUCGAUGCCGCUCGCGUUCUCGUAAUAGACGCGGAAAUGAAUCUCGGCAUUCUCGGCGAACGUUUGUCGUUCGUCGCGCGACGAACGCGAGCAACGUGACUUCCCCCGAGGAAUAAUCCUCCGACUCGUUUGGCCGUCUUCCCCAGUUUGAUCUUCGUCGACAGCGUAUCGAAUGUCAGCGAUCAUCGAGCCGGUCUGCCAUGAGGCAAGAGAUUCGAAGCAGGUGGCUGUGACGGAAGCAGAUGUUUUUCUUGAUGUUUAGAAGUUAUCGCCUGAACGUUGUCACGAUGAGAAUAGCCAAGUCCACUAUCGUCCUCCUGACUUUCGUGCUGAUGCUUUCUAUUUUGGUGGCCAAUGUGGCUGAUUUUAUCAACGUCGAGUCAUAUCCCUCGUACGAGACAUUCAGGGACAAUAAUGGGAUGGCACAAUCUUCUGAUUCCAAAUAUCCAAAGUAUUAUAAUAUAGGAAGGUCCUAUGAUCGCUUGAUGUGGUUCUUACAGAUAUCUGACUUACAUCUAAGUGUAUUUAAGGAUGUAUCCAGAAUAUUGGAGCUUCAGGAAUUCUGCAAUGUUACUGUAGAUUCAAUAAGGCCUGCAGUUGUUGUGGCUUCAGGAGAUUUAACUGAUGCCAUAGCUAGUGACAGAUUGGGUUCUAAGCAGAUACUUCCAGAAUGGCGUAGUUAUAAAUAUGUGAUGGAAGUAACUAAUAUUAAAGAGAAAACAUUGUGGCUGGAUGUCAGAGGAAAUCAUGAUAACUUUAACAUGAUCAGUCUUGACUCAAAGCACAAUUAUUACUCAAACUAUUCUAUUCAGGGAAAGAAACAUCCUAGAUCCUACAUGUACAAUGUCAAUGUUGGUUCUGAAACGUACUCGUUUAUUGCUGUUGAUGCUUGUUUGAAACCAGGCCCUAAGAGACCAUUUAAUUUUAUUGGCGUUUUAGACCAACACGAGAUUGACAAGAUAAAACAGUUGAUCAAACAAUCCAAAGAAAGCAAGGCUGAUCAUGCAAUUGUGUUUGGUCAUUAUCCUACAUCGUGCAUAGUAUCUCGGGCCGAUACAGACAUCAGGAGUCUGUUAAGUAGUUACAGAGAAAAUAUGGCAUAUCUAUGUGGCCAUUAUCACACAUUUGGUGGCACAAUGCCAAAUAUGUAUACUUUACAAAAAGGGGGCUUCCUUGAACUGGAAUUGGCAGAUUGGAAGGACAAUAGAAUGUAUCGCCUCGCGGCAAUAGAUCACGGCCAGUUCUCAUUCAUUGAUAUAAAGCACAAUGACUGGCCUGUAGUAUUAAUCACCAAUCCGAAAAACGCGCAAUCUAGGAUGCCGCAAAAAGAAAACCCGAAAUCCGUUAUUACAUCCACGCAUGUCAGAGUGUUGGCGUUUUCCACGGUUCCGAUAAAAAGCGUCGAAAUUCAAUUCGACAAUCAAUGCGAUUGGCUGCAGUGUGAUCAUGUAAAAGGUCCUCUCUAUGUGUUGCCAUGGAAUUCGACAGAGUACACGGAGGGUAUUCAUCACAUAACAGCACGUGUAAUUGACAUGAAAAAUAGAGAGAAAAUUGUAUCACAUGAUUUCUCUCUCGACGGAUCGUUUUUAUCGUUUCGAAUUUUGCCCAAAUUAAUACUGAUGUACAGCGUAGUUCACAUUUUCCAGAUAGCGUUCUUUAUUCUAUUGGCAAUAAUGAUAGUGCCAUUGUGCUUAUUACGCUUCAUUCAUAUGUACAGGAAACGUAGACGCAUGUAUCGACCACGGAUACGUAACAGAUUCUUGCAUUGGGUGGUGAGAAAAUUGUGGGUACUGUCCACCGUUGAUAAAGUGUUUUUUACUUUGAUGCUGUACUCGUUGAACAUGGCUAUCGGUCCGUGGAGCGUAGGAGAGGUAAUUGACGGUCAUAUAGGCGCGAUCUUCGUAUGGGGAAUAUACGUUGAAAAUAGUUACCUACCAGGUGGUAUUACGUACUUCUACGGAUACAUCCACUUGGUUAUUUUCAACUUCCUGCUUACGAUUAUUUUAGCGGUUCAGGCUGACCGUAGAUUGCAAGAAAUUGAACAUCCCGCGGGACAACGCGUGUCGAAAUUCUGUUUGGUUUGCCGCUCCGUGCCAAUUUGUCUAUUACUUCUUGUGCAAGUCGUGUGGACCUAUAUUUUCUAUUUGGAAUACGGUAUAUUAGCGGUGCUAUUAUGCCCAUUACGAACCGGAAGUAUUUUUAUAGCGAUUGUACUAUACGUAUACGUAGAAACAAUGCCUUCCUCGUGCUUGAGCUCUGCUGCAGCUAUGUGGUAUCGUCGUGAAGCCGUCAAUGGAGCUGUUCCUGGAGCUAUUUAAUACUACAUUCACAAAUAGAAUUUAUAAAUAACAAUGAUAGCAGAGUAAUACGACUGGAGAAAAUAUUGAUAAACAGAACAAUGUUUCGGACAAUUUGAUGUAGAUUUACAGGAAAGUUUCGAAUAUAGAUUUUUUAUUCUACUUCAUAUUUUUCAAGUAGAAAUAUAUCGCGUGAGAGUGAGAAAUGGGAAUGAUAAAUGUUAGAAAACGGAGUUAACUUUAUUUUUUUUAUGUGAUGUUUCAAUAAUCUUGUGAAUACUGUGCGCAUUUCAUAAUCAAGUCAGUAUUCUUUUAAUAAGUGCCACAUUAUUUUACAAUACGUAUUUUUUUUAUUUUGCAAUAUACUCAGUAAUUAUUAUAUGAUUACAAAGUUACAGGUUUAUUUUGUAAUUAUUUAUUAUUUACAAAUAAUGCAAUAUGAUACUCUCAAGCACAUAUUGUAAUGUGAUAAUUAUUGUUGAUGUAAUUUUGCAUUAAUAGUCGCUACUACUACUUCCAUAUACAAUAUAUUUUAAAUUCAAAAGUUCCUUUAACAAAAUGCUCUCAUCUUUUCUCGUUUACAACAAGAAAUCAGAUUUCAGAGCAUUAUUGAAGCAAAGAGAAUAUUUAUAUACUGUAAAUAUCAUUCUGUUAUAGUGUUUUAUCUUUUUCUGGAGAAAUUAUAGGAAUGUUAGUUGUUAUAUAUUAAGCGACAGAAUAUAUUUUGUUUUAUCAGAAGAGCUUUAAAAAGUGAAACUAUACUGUAAUGUUCUCGUUCGGAAGCCGAGUGUGUGCCGGUCACGCUUUUCUGUGUGUGACGGUAAUAUUUUUUCUACUUCUCUAUAAUAUACGCAAGGUCCACACAUGGUAUUCUUUUCACACGGCAGUUACUUUAGGUAAAUUCGAGAACAAUUUCGCUAUAUUUAUUUAUAUGUAUUAAAUUGUUUUACUGUAGCACCACACAUACACACGACAUCGCAAAGAUGGCCAAGCAAUAUAAAAGGUGUUAAUAGAAAAGAAUUUUAAUAGACUGUUUUUUUGUUUGAAAUAAAUAAUGUACAAAUGCAUCAGUUCACUGACAAUCAUAUAUAAAUCAAAAAGUCAUGCUGUAAAAAACAGCAAUUUGAUUCGAAAGUUUUGUGCCAUAAUGUGUGUAAACUCGAAAUUUUGGCUAUCUUUGAUAAGAGUGCUAACAGAAACAAGUGAAAGUAACACAUUGUUCUAUUAAAAAUGUGAUUACAAAAUGCUAUCAAAAAUAUGAUCAAACAUAUAUAAAAUCAUGUUAGCAUUUGGUAGUCUAUGUGAAACAAUAGUUAACAAAUAAAAAUCUUACAACAAUA